Molecule: messenger RNA, 1077 nt
Organism: Purpureocillium lilacinum
Lineage: Eukaryota; Fungi; Ascomycota; Sordariomycetes; Hypocreales; Ophiocordycipitaceae
Source: RefSeq, a predicted model, not a curated record
AUGAACGUCAUCAUCAAGUCCAACGUUCUCUUAGUGACGACCUCAUCGCUGGUUGCCCAGCACGGAGGGCCCGAUGGCGCGCUCGCGUCCAUGAUACUUAGCAAGUUCGGCUACAUUCAAGAGCUCGAUAUCUACAUGCGUAACGGCCGCCCGCAUAUCACCAUGAUCCGACUCAUCGCUAGUCCGGAGCACGGCUUUAGCGUGCGGCACCUCAUGACGUUCAAGUCGCCAUGCGACGUUUUCGACCCUUACAACGGAAAUACCUUUCGGGAGGACGUCUGGCGUAUCCAGUACAACAUCAUGGCUAUCGUACGGCUGCGUCAGGAAGGCGAGUCGUCGGAUGCGGUCAGGAGGUUCCGUAUGGAUGGGAAGGAGCUUCGCCCUCGCCACACGGACAACGCUGCGUUCAGUAACACGGAGUGGGACAUUUGCGACGACGGAAAGCCUCGCGAGUACAUUAUUUUCUACUGCUUCCAAGCUGCAAUGGAGAGAUUGGUGGGCCGCGCAGAGGCACGGGAUAAGGAGCGCGCGAUGAUGCAGGAUCGCGACAAGGCCAGGCAGAGGGAAGAAUUGGACGGUGCCCAGGGCGUCGCGAGAUGGAGGUCCUUACCCCCACCAAGGGCCAACGAGCGCAACCUCGAGAGGUGCAGGGGGGAUGUCGACCAAGAGACGCUGGAGGGCGGUCGGCACACACCGGUGACAGCGCCCAAGAAGCUCGCCCCGGCCAACGAUAAACCAGCGCAGGCGCCCCAACAGCAGACGUCAAAGUCAGCAGCGGGCGUUUUGGCACCUAGUGUCUCGACGCGCCCGGCACAGGAAGACCGCCAUGAUACGGCCACGGCGACCACGAGCAUGUCUGGGCCCGGCCGCAAUGUCGUGACCCCAGGCCUCACGCGCCAACCCCCAAGGGGCUCAAGAUACCAGGCCACGGGCAGCAACGCGAUCCCGCUGCCUCAUGGCAAGGAAAAAUGUCCAUGGCUCCAUUCCGACGCGAGGGCCAAAGGUCUACAAGAGUGGAGGAGGGUAGUGGCCUUGGCGUUGGAGCGAAGUAGUGAGGAGGACAAGGCACACAUUUGA